This is a messenger RNA of Lepus europaeus (European hare), 2151 nucleotides long. It is a transcript of the gene SLC2A6, whose product is annotated as solute carrier family 2 member 6. The transcript has 10 exons. Gene Ontology annotation, molecular function: transmembrane transporter activity. Gene Ontology annotation, biological process: transmembrane transport. The record is from RefSeq and is a predicted model, not a curated record. The coding region runs from base 33 to 1556 and encodes 507 amino acids. Gene Ontology annotation, cellular component: membrane. Lineage: Eukaryota; Metazoa; Chordata; Mammalia; Lagomorpha; Leporidae.
AUGCUGGCAGCCGCCGCGACCCCGCUCCCGCCAUGCAGGAGCCCCUGCUGGGAGGCGACGGCCCGGACUAUGACACCUUCCCCGAGCGGCCGCCCCCGUCGCCGGGAGAGAGGCCGAGAGGCGGGGCCCUGCAGGACAGGAGGGUGUUCCUGGCCACCUUUGCGGCCGUGCUGGGCAACUUCAGCUUUGGCUACGCCCUGGUCUUCACGUCCCCGGUCAUCCCAGCUCUGGAGCAGUCGCCCGACCCGGACCUGCACCUGACAAAAAACCAAGCGUCCUGGUUCGGGUCUGUUUUCACGCUGGGAGCGGCAGCCGGGGGCCUCAGCGCCAUGGUGCUGAACGACCUCCUGGGCCGGAAGCUGAGCAUCAUGUUCUCCGCCAUCCCCUCUGCGGCCGGCUACGCGCUCAUGGCCGGCGCCCGCGGCCUCUGGAUGCUGCUGCUGGGCAGGACGCUGACGGGCUUUGCCGGGGGGCUCACUGCCGCCUGCAUCCCGGUAUACGUGUCGGAGAUCGCUCCGCCCGGCGUCCGCGGGACCCUGGGGGCCACACCGCAGCUCAUGGCCGUGUUUGGAUCCCUGUCCCUCUACGCUCUCGGCCUCCUGCUGCCGUGGCGCUGGCUGGCCGUGGCCGGGGAGGGGCCUGUCUUCCUCAUGAUCCUGCUGCUCACCUUCAUGCCCAACUCGCCGCGCUUCCUGCUUUCCCGGGGCAGGGACGACGAGGCACUGCGGGCGCUGAGCUGGUUGCGCGGGGCCGACGCCCGCGUCCACUGGGAGUUCCAGCAGAUCCAGGACAACGUCCACAGACAGAGCAGCCGAGUGUCGUGGGCCGAGGUCCGGGACCCCCACAUGUACCGCCCCAUCGCCAUCGCCCUGCUCAUGCGCUUCCUGCAGCAGCUCACGGGCAUCACCCCCAUCCUCGUGUACCUGCAGUCCAUCUUCAGCAGCACGGCCGUCAUGCUGCCCCCCGAGGAUGACGCGGCCAUCGUGGGCGCCGUGAGGCUCCUGUCUGUGCUCAUCGCAGCCCUCACCAUGGACCUGGCCGGCCGCAAGGUUCUGCUCUUUGUCUCGGCCAGCAUCAUGUUCGCGGCCAACCUGACGCUCGGGCUGUAUGUGCAGCUGGGCCCCAGGCCCGUGAGCCCCAACAGCACCACAGGCCUCGAGGGCAUGCUCUUAGGCGGCUCAGAGCAGACCCCAGCUACGCCCCCCAGCUCCCUCACCCUGGUGCCCCUGCUGGCCACCAUGGUCUUCAUCAUGGGCUACGCCAUGGGCUGGGGGCCCAUCACCUGGCUGCUCAUGUCGGAGAUCCUGCCCCUGCGCGCCCGCGGUGUGGCCUCGGGGCUCUGCGUGCUGGUCAGCUGGCUCACCGCCUUCGUGCUCACUAAGUCCUUCCUGCUGCUGGUGGACGCCUUCGGCCUGCAGACGCCCUUCUUCCUGUUCGCGGCCGUGUGCCUGCUGAGCCUGCUGUUCACGGGCUGCUGUGUGCCCGAGACCAAGGGCCGCUCGCUGGAGCAGAUCGAGUCCUUCUUCCACACGGGCCGGAGGUCCUUCCUGCGCUAGGCCGCACCCGCACGCGGGCCGGGCAGCGGCCGCCGUCCCCGCCGCGGCCAGAGCGGCUGUGGACGGGCACAGCCGCGCCUCCCAGCCGCAGCAGAGUGCGAGGCCGGCGUCCAGGGGCCAGGCCCCGCCCGCUGGGCUCGGGCCGGCGUCCUCACUCAGGCGCCAAGGACACUGCCCGCGGAGGACUGGUGAGCCUGGGGAGGAGAGGGCUGGAGGUAGCCACGAGGACACGACGCUGUCACCCUGGUGUGAUGACCCGGCCGCCACCAAGCACCUCGGCCUGGGCCUGCACCCCCGGCGGCCCUGUGGCCCCACCUGGAACAGUUCUGACUUCAAAAAGCCAAGGCCCAGGCCCCCUGCGGCACUGCCUCCUCCCCAGCCCUGCCGCAGGCCGCAGGGGCUCCCGUCUGCACACUGCGCCUCCUAUUUAUAAAUAAAGGGAACGGGCCACAGCUCCCGAGAGGGAGGCGUGGGGGCCAGACGCCACGGCCGCCAGGGCCUGGUCUCCACUCACCCGCGGUGAAACAGGGAGAGGAAGGCGGCCCACGGCAGGACACCUGCGGCCGGAGCUCCUGCUCUGUGACCUUGAGCAAGA